GACAUCGUUCUGCUCUUGUAGCUUGAUCUUGACUAUGAUCCAGGCAGAAACUGUUUCAUUGUGUGGUGUCCAGGAAAUCCUAAGUAGCAGUGCUUCAGUGGGAGAGGCUUACUAGGAGUUUCUGCUCUUUGGUUCUUGAAGUAGAAACUGUCCAUGUCAACAAAAUGUUUUGUUCUUGUUCUAGCAAGCAUGAUUAAGGGGGAACAAAUCUCUGUUUUUGAGGAGAUUGUAUUGGCCUUUAUGUGUAAAGCACACACUAUAUUGCAUGUUCUGGGCAGAUGCGAAGACAUAUGCGGUUUGGGUAAUUCUUGUUUUGCGCUGAUACUUUUCUUUGUGCCAGGUGCUGCAUCAACGUUUGUUGAGAAGAGGAUUGUGGGAAGUCAGUCCUGCAAAAGCAAAAGGGAUUACCAUGUCGACAUAACGUCUGUUCAGAAGGGGAAGUACUGUGGAGGGGCUCUGCUCAACACCCGCUGGGUCAUCACAGCUUCUCACUGCGCAGAGCAGGAGGUCAAACUGAAGUUGGGGAAGAAACUUUUAAUCUGGACAGCAGAGCAAAAGAUUCCAAGAGAACAGCAGUUUACUUAUCAGGAUGAGGAGGAUGAGGGGAAACCCCAUGACAUUAUGCUCAUAAAACUGAGUGAGGACGUCUCUCCUAAACUAGCCACCAUCAGUUAUAAUAGAAAAGACUGCGCGAAGCCAGAGGAGCAUGCAGAUGUGGAGAUUGGUGGCAUGGGAGCAAAGAAAGCAGGUGAUAAACCUGAGAAUAAAGUCAGAUGUGCCACCACACAGAUCACUCAGUGUGGUGAAAAUGAUAAACCUGACAGUAAGUACAGCAGUGAUGAAGCUGCAGUCAUGUGCGCCUUCAAGCCUGGCGUGGAGUCCUGCUUUGGUGACGCAGGCACGGCUGUGGUGUACAAAGAAAAGUUACACGGAAUCAUCGUUAGCCAACCUGUGGACAAGUGUGCACAGACCAUUGUAAUGCUGAACAUCUGUCACUACAUCGAGUGGAUGGAGAAAACCAUGAAAGACAACUGAAAAGUGCAACAUAAUCGACUAUUAAAGCAAUCUA
Fundulus heteroclitus (mummichog) is the source of this 1069-nucleotide messenger RNA. RefSeq names its product trypsin-like. The record is from RefSeq and is a predicted model, not a curated record. The coding region runs from base 154 to 1035 and encodes 293 amino acids. NCBI's taxonomy places the organism in Eukaryota, Metazoa, Chordata, Actinopteri, Cyprinodontiformes, Fundulidae. Gene Ontology annotation, molecular function: serine-type endopeptidase activity. Gene Ontology annotation, biological process: proteolysis. The transcript has 4 exons.